Messenger RNA from Lathyrus sativus (Indian pea), 3324 nucleotides. NCBI's taxonomy places the organism in Eukaryota, Viridiplantae, Streptophyta, Magnoliopsida, Fabales, Fabaceae. The record is from the annotation of a GenBank genome assembly.
AUGGAACGGAGUAAACAAGACUUGGUUAGAUUGGUAUUCUCUUGGUCCCUCCAAGAUAUACUCAACGAUGAUCUCUUUAGAGACAAGGUGAGGCAAAUUCCAACAACAUUCUCAUCAGGAAGUCACUAUCUCGACUCGUUUAUUUUUCCGCUUAUUGAGGAAACUCGUACGGAGUUAUGCUCAAGCAUUAAAAUGGUGUCAAAAGCUCCAGCAUGGGAAAUAACUGAUAUUGAACUUUCCAACGAUUACGAGCCUCCACUUAACUUGUUAUACAAGAUUGAAAUCAGAACAGUAGCGGAUAGUGAUGAAAAUGGGAUUAUUUUCGAGCCUGAGACAGGACAACUAAUUGCUUUGACUGAUAGGAGACCGACAUGCAUUGAUGACUUGAGUAAGCCUGGAAGUCCCUAUAAUAUUGCUUCAAUUAAAAGGGUGAGAAAGAAGGACAAUACUGAAGAUGUAUAUGAGGCUAAAAUACUAAUCUCGAAGCCCUUUGAAUUGGAACAGCACUGGCAAAAGGAUGACACGUUUAUAUAUGGUUUUGGUGUCUAUCUUUGCAACAUGACAACAUUUAUUCGUAUAUGGAAUGCAUUAAACUCAGAUCCAGAUGGCUCAAGCAUCCAUAUCAUUAAGCAACUUUUCCAACCUAAUUCUGGUGUUGGAGAAAAUUGUGCUCAAUGUUUCUCAAGUGAAAAAUGUUCUAUUGAUACAUCAAGACUUGGUGCUGUCAUCCGCUCAUUUGAUUUGAAUGAUGCUCAGGAAGAGGGGGUUUUAAGUUGUAUAGCUGCUAGGGAAUGUUCUCAUAAAAAUACUGUGAAAUUGAUCUGGGGACCUCCAGGGACGGGGAAAACUAAAACGGCUAGUUCAUUAUUAUUUUCCCUUCUCAAGAGGAGAUGCAGAACACUUACUUGUGCCCCUACUAAUGUCGCAGUACUGGAAUUGACAUCUCGGUUUCUGAGGCUAGUAACGAAGUCCUUUGAUUACCUCACUUACGGUCUCGGAGACAUAGUAUUAUUUGGUAACAGAAAGCGGAUGAGGAUUGACAAUCUUGAUGAUCUUUUGGAUAUAUUUCUUGAUUACCGUGUAAGUAUUCUUUCCAAAUGCUUUGCACCUUUGUCUGGUUGGAAACAUCAUUUAGAACUCAUGAUAUGGUUACUUGAAAACCCUGAAAAACAGUAUCUUGAAUACUUGAAUUCCGAGGUAAAGAGGGAUUAUGAGAUAGACGACGAUGAUUGUUUGAAAGAAGAAAAGGAAGUGCUUGCUAUCGCAAGUCAACAAACAAAUCAGGAGAGAAAAAAUAUUGAUUACCAGGAUCCAAAUAUUUCUAAGCAAAAUGAGUGGAAGAGGAUAGUUAAUAAAACUUUAAGAGAAAAUAGGUUGUUUUUUAAGGAGGGAAACAGAUGUAAAUAUGACAAACAAGAGAAGAAGGAUUGUAUUUUUCAUGAGAACGGAAUAAAAAGAUUGACGUUUCAUGAGUUUGUCAAGAAAGAAUUGAACUCCACCAGGAUGCAGAUGAGGACAUUCGCUGUGCAAAUGUGUACUCAUUUGCCAACUUCUUUUGUUUCGUUAAGAGUGGUGAAAAGUUUAUUUGAAUGUCUUGAUUGGCUUGAAGUCCUUGCAACGAUACUAUCAAACAAUUCCAUUACUGAUAAAGGAUUUAAACUCGCCCUUGCUACAUUUUAUACUGAUGAAUGUAAAUUAAGUUCCUCUACUUGGCAGUAUAAGCUGGAUAUGACCAGGAAAGAAUGCCUUAAAAGACUGAAAUCUCUUAGAGAUUUGUUGAUUCUUCCUGAUUUUUUUGAUGAAAAUUCAAUUAAAAGCUUUUGUUUCAAAACAUCCCGCAUGAUAUUUUGUACUGCUUCAAGCUCUUCUAGACUGCACGCAGAAGGGCUAGGUAGACUAGAAAUGUUAGUUAUCGAUGAAGCUGCCCAACUCAAAGAAUGUGAGUCAAAUAUACCUCUACAACUUCCCGGUCUUCGCCAUGUUGUACUUAUUGGAGAUGAGAAACAAUUGCCUGCACUAGUCAAAAGUGAGAUUUCUGAUAAGGCGGGAUUUGGGAGAAGUUUAUUUGAAAGGCUUACUCUUCUUGGUCAUAAAAAACACCUUCUCAAUGUUCAGUAUCGAAUGCAUCCAUCCAUUAGCUUAUUUCCAAAUAUGCAGUUCUAUGACAAUCAACUUUUGAAUUCUUUAAGCGUCAAAGAUAGAAACUACGAAAAACAUUUUCUAUGUGCAGAUAUGUUUAAGUCAUACUCUUUCAUAGAUGUUUCUUUUGGAGAAGAUGAAUUGGAUGAAGGGAACAGCCGAAGAAAUAUGGUGGAAGUAGCUGUGGUGUCUGGGAUUGUUCAUGACCUUUAUAAAGAAUCAGUUUCCAAAAAACAUACUGUUAGUGUUGGUGUCAUAUCACCAUAUAAAGCUCAAGUUUUUGCAAUCCAAGAUGCACUUGACAAAAGGUUUGGCGGUGAUGUCAAUGAUUGUUUUUCUGUGAAGGUUUCCACUGUUGAUGGUUUCCAAGGGGGUGAGGAGGAUGUGAUAAUAAUAUCCACCGUCAGACAUAACAACAUGGGAGUCGUGGGAUUCAUUUCCAAUAUUCAAAGAACUAACGUUUCUCUAACAAGAGCAAGGUAUUGCCUCUGGAUUAUAGGUAAUGGUGAAACUUUGAUGAAUAGUGGCUCCAUUUGGGAGGUACUAGUCGUUGAUGCUAUAGGUCGAGGAUGUUUUCAUAGUGCUGAUGAGGAUGAUAGAUUGUCUCAUUUUAUUACUACUGCCAUUGUUGAUCUUGGUCAAGUCCUUGAUCUACUGAAUACAAAUUCUCUGCUCUUUAGAAAAGCAAGAUGGAAGGUUUACUUUAAUCAAAGUUUUCUGAACUCUAUGGCAAGAAUCAAGAGCACCGAAGAUUGCAAGAAAAUAUGUUCGCUGCUGAUGCUUCUUUCAAGUGGAUGGCAUCAGCCUCACCAGGAUAUAAAUAUCGGAGUUGUAGAUGAUACUUCUUCCCAACUGUUGGGGCUGUGCAAAGUCAAUGAGUUACUUUAUCUCGUAUGGACAAUUAACAUUCUUGAGGAAAACUCAAAUUAUGUUCAGGUUCUGAAGAUUUGGGAUGUUUUGCCAUUAUCCGAGGUAUCCAAGAUGGUGAGGGAUAUUAACAUCUUCUGCAGGAAUUAUUCUACUGAUAUACAUAGAUGCUGCAAAAUCAAGUGUUCUAACGGGUAUAAUUCUCCGAUGAAAUGGUCAACUAAUCUGACUUAUCAAACCAAUCAUAAUCCGCCACAAGAUGAUGCGAUGCAGUUUCUAUGUAACCAACUUGCUUCGCUCCAACUGAGGGAUGUUUAA